GCGAGCGGCGAUGGAUAUACCGGAGCAGCGAAGAAAGCUACAGUCUGGGCUGCGAAGUGUCCAAAGGUCGGCAAUACAGAACAUAAGGGAUCAUCUCAGCCGGUUUCCGAGUGCUCUUUUGAAGAAUAAUGGUGAUCUUGUCACUCUUCUCUGGGAGGUGCUUACCCAGGCUGGCACAAACGCUUUUCUCGCCGCCGCCAGCGGAGACGCUGUGGUAUACCUUGUACGCAAGGGGAGCAUUGACUGGCGAUAUGCUAUGAACGAGCUUCUAGGCCGCUUGCCCACUGUUCCUGAGCUUGCGCUGCCAUUUGUCGUUCGCGCCGUUUCCCAGCUAUUGUUGUUGCAUGUCGAAAGUCAGGCAAAUCAGGACUACCAGUGCCCUUUCGGACUGAGAGCACGGCGACCUCAUCCUUUCGUGAGCAUUGUGGAAACCAGACCCGAAGGAUGGGUGGACGUUCUGCAACAAACUCGUCAGAUGCUGAAUGUUAUGCACAGUGCGACAGACCCACGCCGCACGGCAUCGGUAUUGCCCAAUAUUAUACGCAUGCUUGCGCCCUUUGUGCGAUACGUAUGUGUGAAAACAGCACUUUCGCCACAAGAAGCAGGCCACUAUCAGGGUGUUGUACUGGAGAUGCUGUUGAAUGCUGCAAAAAACACCAGGGACGCUAGCCAAGUAUCUAUUGAACUCUUACUUUCCAUCUUCGAUUCGCUGCCUAUUAUACCUGGAGAUAUCAGUGUAGUGCAAGCUUAUCUCCUCGAGGGUUUACUAACGUUGAUGAAGGAGGCAAGGAAUGCCGAGAAAACGCUGUUUUUGUAUCGGCUACUUCAGAACAUUCUUGAGUGUCGUCACCUUGGACGGUCUGUUUCCUGGGAGUUGUCACUGUUACGAUUGCUUGUAACCGAAGUCGGAAUAGAUCUGAGCGAGCAAAAUGUGGCUUGCGUUCUCAUUGCCGCACUAGCUUAUUGUUUAUAUGACGUUCCUGAGUACGCUGAGGAAGGCGCUGAGUUAGUGGGGCUAAUGUUGCAUGUGGUACGGUCCGUAGAGAUUGACGCUGCAUCGCUGCAGUGUGUGUUGCGAUCAGCUACGUUGCCUCUGCUCCAGACAGCAGCUGAGAGUUCCGACGCACCCACAAGGCGCAAAGCAUUUGAUUUGCUAGUGAUCCUUGAACGCUCUGUGCUCAGGAAGCAACCUGCUGAGAUUGCAGCUCUCCGCAAGACCAUCGAACUUCCUGCCAUGCCAGCAAGUGGAUCGUUUGCUGUAUUGCUUGCCGAUCUCCGCCUAUUGCUCUUGUCAUCUACUGACGAAAGCCAAAUGGCUCCACCAAAGUUCAAAUGUCUCAAUGCAAAACUGGGCAUUCUAUUGUGCACGUCCUUGGUAUUCCAUCCAAUGGAACAGACUCGAAUAGCCGCGCUUUCUGAUAUCGUUUCGAGUGCGACACCUUUCGCAUCAUCAUCUAUGUCGAUCCUUCCAUUACUUCUUUACGCCCUAAAAAACGAGACCUCAGCCAAAGUCCAAGUCCACAUCGUCUUGAGCGCUCUUCCUGCUCUCGUGGAGACAAAUGAUGUGUUUGUAACUGCAGGGGUGUUCCGGGUAGCUCAAUCUCUUCUCGGUGACAAUCCGGAGAAUGCCACUGGAACUCUGGCAUCUCUCGGAAUCCGGAUGAUAUUGGAAAUUUGGAAGCGACAACCGCGGAUUUGGCCUCAAUUCAAAGGACAUCUUAUUGCAUAUCUUAGACGUAGGAGGUACGGCCGUCCCAUGAACUGGUCCAGCGGUGGACGGUGGAUUGAUGAGGUGGAAAUAGAACUCGCAAUGGCGGCAUCAAUGCGUGACGUCUGUGCUAUGAAGGCUGCCGACUGUGGGCAAGAUCUGCUCCCACAGCUGUUUUCCUUGCUUCACUCCUCGGAUCUACACCCUUCGACCAUCUCGUAUGCGAUCCAGUCCAUUAACGCCUGUAUCGAGGCGGACAUAACGGAUCCUCGAGCCGCUUGGAACGUUUUCAUGAAUCAGUUCGUUGACAAGCUGGGUGAUACUGGUCCGGUGAACGUUCUUGUUGAGCUUUGCGAGUUCUAUCGUCUGGUGGCGGUAAAGGAUGAAGCGACUGAUACAUACAUGUUGUUUAAACCCGAAAUAUUGGAAUCGCAUCUCUAUCCAUUCACAAAGCACGCAGCUCAGGAUGUUAGGGAAGCCGCCUUUCGGGCGCUUGCAUGCUUUCCUACGCCAGACCUGUUUCCACUCCUCGGGACCCCCCGCGACGUGGUUUCGGCAAUCGUCUCACAAGAGGAACCACCCUCCACAGCAUCUGAGAUGUUGGCGAGUCUAAUCCGACAUGAAUGCAAGCAUAUGCGGCGCGCGGUUUUCAAGGGACUAGCUGCAUCUGCGGGAGCUCGACUUGGCGGUGCGCUUGAAAGUGGUGCGCAGAGUCAGUUGGAAAAGGUUCUUCGAGAUGUAACUGCAACUGUUCGUAGCACCUGGGAAGGAGGUCGCGCUCCAACAGGGUUACGGUCUGGGUUGGCCGCUUUCGCACUGCUAAGUCCACAAAGUGAUGAUGCCACUCAGCCAAUUAGAGUCGGAGCGAGCCUGGAGAAGAUGCCUUUCUAUCGCAGCCUUGCAGAUGCUCUUCGUGAUUUAUCGCUUGCUGACCACAUUGUCUUGCGUAUGCAAGCAGUUCCUGCCUGGACCUCGUUCUGGGAGUCAUCUCUGCUGUACGUGUAUAAGCAGAAAUUGCAAAGAGAUCAGGCCGAGACUGGCGUUACUAUGGAAGGAGAGCAGGAGAAGCGAAUGCGGGUCCAGCAGCUGGAAAGCAUAGUUGCUAUGGCAGCCUCUGAUCUUUUGCAGAAACGUUUGAGGAAUUCUCGCCUUCCAUCCUUGAGUGUCAACAUCAUUCUGGCUUUCACAGGACUGGUCCUGGCGGCCUCUAGUCUCGGGUUGGUGGUCGCCCAUGAAGAAGCCACCAGGGGAGUGGACUUAUUACUGAAGGAAUACACAGUGGAUCCUACAGCAGAAAGCACAGAUGCCAUAGAGUUGUCCGAUGCACAAAGAAACGAUGAUAUACAAUUUGCGGUCGCUCUGGCCAUGGCUAACAUGGUGAAGGUGCUUCCUCCAAAUGAUGAAAAGCGGACUCGAGCGAUUCUUGAACUGCUCGUCCAAGGAGUGAAUGAAGAACAACGGGAUGGACAAGGGUGGCACCAGUUUGCGUGCGCAUUUGGUCUUCCUAUAGCUGCCUUAUCAACCAUAACAUCCUCUCCUUCUGGUGGACGUGAAGAGCUUCGUCGAGCAGCAUCAUUUAUACUCGACAAGUCUCUCCAUGCAAAUAUCCGACGGAGCGCAAUGAUGGGCUUCGCGACCAUACUCCAGCCCUUGAAGGAUGCAAGUGACAAUAGCGCUGCGGAUGUGGGUCAAAUAGUGAGCGAUGCUGUGGAUUACUUGGAGAAUUCCAUAUCAAUAUUCGAGCGUGGCAUUGAGACGGAAAUGGCACUCGUGGAAGGAUCGGCGUGGAUGGCCUCGGCGGCUGUAGCUGCAGGAUUCACAAGUCCUGAACAGAGUGACAAAAUUGAGGACAUUCUACGAGAAGCUCUACAGUAUAUGGAUGGAAAGCGAUCGCUCGAAGGUCUAUACGCGCAUAUCCUGCUUUCCUACACCCGUGUUAUCCGAGCCCGACAUGCUGCGACUUCACCAGAUGCACUGGCUGCACAGCUUUCCGAUCUCUCCCAAGUAACAACCAACCAAUCUGUCUUCACCUCCACCCGCAUCGCGAACCUGCUAGCCAUUGGCCCACUCUUGGGGAUUGAAUGGUGCAGCAUCUCUUUCGACUCGCAUGAUCAACACGACGUGGUGGCUCUACGUAGAACUAUUGAUACACUUCGGGCACAAGCUGUAGGGCAAGAAUUCAAAGUUGCUCGCAUUGCAGGAUGGGUUCUGGGAAUUCUUUGUUCGCAAGCCGGUAGCGAAGAUGAGAUUCGAAGUAGUCUCAUGAAUGCGGCUGGAGACACAUCCCUGAGGACAAGGGAUCCCCCCAAUUAUAGUCGGUUGCAUCAGGGGUCAAGCUUCCUGAGAGCCGCAUACGACACUCUUGCUGGAAUGAACGCUUUUAAGGUGACUCGGCAAGGCUUUCAUGUCCUUCUCGAUGCUUUCAUUAAUGUGGACAUCGAUCUUCCCCCUGUUGAUUGGAUGCAACCGUUUUCACAUCUUACCGCGUUGGACACUCGUGACCAACUGGAAAAUGAUGAAGAAGGCUUUGCCGCUGCAUGUUAUCUGUUGGCGGCCCGUCAGGCUUCAGCAACCUCAGCCAAGAGCUUUGUGGAGUACUUUGUCACAAAGCUCACAGAGAUGGUUGGACGUGACGCGGGGCUAUUGCCUUCUUGGGAGCGUGAAGCUUUGGUUUCGUCGGACGGGAUAUGUAAGCUCUUGAAGCUCGGAGGGUUGAACGAGAGCGAAGAUCGAGUUGCAGGGGGAUCAGAGGCUGCCAGAAGUGGACCCCUGCCCGUGGCGGUUGCAUCAAGCAAAGUCCUGGAGAUUUUCAAGUUGGCACUGCGCGCUGUGUUCGGAGGCCAGCAUGGUACCGGGUUCACUGAUGAGUUGCAGCGUGAGUUUGCAUUGUCGGUCGUGCCGUUUCUUUCCACAUCUGUGGAUCAUCAAAGUGGCAUGAUUAGUGUUCUGCGCAGUGAUCUAGCCAAACUGGUAAUGGGUGCCUAUCGGGAUCUACCUCCAGAUCUUUGUACUCCGAAUGAGGUGGCGACUACUCGUGCGCUGGUGACCUGUAUAUCGGUCGACAUAGAAUCGAUUGUGGAGCUCAUCAAUGAACUGCUGCCGGUAGUACCUUAUGGUGUGAGCCGAGUUUGGACCCGGAAAUCUUUAUGGGCUGUUGGGCGAAUCGUAGAAAUGACAGCAAUGCACGCUUCCAACCGUCCGUGGUUAUCAGAGGCGCUGGAGGGGAUAAGUGGUCAAAAGGCGGGAGCUGCAAGCUUGGUGCAGGUCAUGCGAGAAUCCUUUUCGCAACAGGAUGAUGCCACUCGCAGCUUUGCUGUUUGCGCAAUGCUCACGGCAAUACAGCAUAUAGUACAUGCGAAUGAGCGUGAAGAAUGGAUGCACUGGAUGGUGAGGUUACUGGACGUUAUGAUCAUGCAGUGUGCGGCGGCGGCCAUGGAUAAGACCGCGGGUGUAUGUGAUGCAGUUGAGGUGACGUGGGCGAAAGGACUGGCAGGAAUUGUACGUUUGUCAUCUGGUGUAGGAUUUGACACCAGCGAUUCUGAGAAGGCCGAGGACGAUAUAUCAGAUUUUAUAAUGAACUUCCAUUGCGGAGUAUGGGAAGUAAUUGAAUCCGAAAUGAUAGCCUCACUCCCGAGCCUUGUCCUUGCAAAUACUUUACCAGACUCGCUAAGGAGACAAAUCAUCAAACGCCUCAUUCGCCUGUUGGAAUGUACUGGGGCCAACUCUACAGUUGAGGGAAAACACCAGGCAAACAUGAAAACGGCGGGAAUAACGCUUUCACCGCACUGCCGCGAUGAAAUACGAGGUGUAGUGCUGCGAUUGCGAAACGGUGGCUCUGGGGGCAGUGGAAAAGAGUUGGUGCGGGAUGCAUGGGCGGAAAUCUGGGAAGAUGUAUGAGCUAAACAUGUGCAUAGUACAAUGCUCUAAUUUUCUAUUAAUAAUGAAAAAUGGGACCUGGGUAGAAAAUUGAUUUUCCG
Spizellomyces punctatus DAOM BR117 is the source of this 5685-nucleotide messenger RNA. RefSeq lists its product as uncharacterized. The coding region runs from base 11 to 5605 and encodes 1864 amino acids. The record is from RefSeq and is a predicted model, not a curated record. The transcript is spliced from 11 exons. Lineage: Eukaryota; Fungi; Chytridiomycota; Chytridiomycetes; Spizellomycetales; Spizellomycetaceae.